Gastrolobium bilobum is the source of this 1655-nucleotide messenger RNA. RefSeq lists its product as uncharacterized. The record is from RefSeq and is a predicted model, not a curated record. NCBI's taxonomy places the organism in Eukaryota, Viridiplantae, Streptophyta, Magnoliopsida, Fabales, Fabaceae. Bases 302 to 1237 code for a protein of 311 amino acids. The transcript is spliced from 7 exons.
UCGGUGUUUCUAGAAAACAGAGCCUCUUUUCCCUGUUUGGAUAUUUUUAAUUUUGAUACAUUUGUUUCCUCCAUCACCGUUCCACACUCGCCGUUGUUUCUGUCAAUUUUUUUAUUCUCAUUUCCCGGAAAAGACCAUCGUUUUUCAGUUUCCCUCAUGGAACAUCAUUUCCUCGUAACGGUUUCUGGUCGCACAAACAUGGGUGUCUGUUGAGGAAAAAAAAAAGGGAAAAGAAAAUUUUCUCCACCGUGUUUAGCUUUCCUUUCUUCCAAUUUCCGAGUCUGCAGCAGAAAGAGGUUCAAUGGAAUCUAAGUCUAACCUUGACUGCUUCCUCCGGUGUACCACCCCUGUGGUACCAUCUCAGUUUCUUCCCAAGAACGAGAUUAGAAACCUUAACCGUUUGUGGCAUCCUUGGGAGAGAGAAGCAGUUGAAUAUUUCACUUUGGGUGAUCUCUGGAAUUGCUUCCAUGAAUGGAGUGCCUAUGGAGCUGGAGUUCCUAUAUCCUUGGCCAAUGGGGAAACACUUGUGCAGUACUAUGUGCCUUACCUCUCUGCAAUUCAAAUAUUCACCAGCAAUACUUUCAGGGAAGAGACAGAGUCUGGUGACUGUGAGACAAGGGAUUCCUAUAGUGAUUCUUACAGUGAUGAGAGUGAGUGUGAUAAGCAAUGGAGGUGGGAUGGAACUUCAUCAGACGAGGGAGGAUUUGAACAAGACUACCUGUGGCAUUUAAAUGACCGAUUGGGUCACCUUUAUUUCCAGUAUUUUGAAAGAUCAACUCCAUAUGGGAGAGUUCCUCUAAUGGAUAAGAUUACUGGGUUAGCUGAAAGAUACCCUGGGUUGAUGUCACUAAGAAGUGUAGAUCUUUCACCAGCAAGUUGGAUGGCAGUUGCUUGGUACCCAAUAUAUCAUAUACCCAUGGGAAGAACAAUUAAAGAUCUUUCAACAUCUUUCCUUACUUACCACACACUUUCAUCUUCAUUCCAAGAUAUGGACCUUGAUGAUGAUACUGAGGGAGCCCACAAGAAGAGAAAGAAAGGUGAAGGCAUUUUCCUGCCACCAUUUGGUUUGGCCACGUACAAGAUGCAAGGGAAAGUUUGGGUCUCAGGCAAUUGUGGUAGGGACCAUGAAAGGUUGGUUUCACUACAGAGCGUGGCAGAUUCAUGGUUGAAGCAACUAAGGGUCCAGCAUCAUGACUUUAAUUACUUCAUGGGUGUUCGGCAUGGCUACAAGGAUUAAUGGCACUACUUUUCAAAUUGACCACUAAAAUCCUCCUCUCUCUCUUUUUUUUUUUUUAAUAGAUAUUUGGCUCUUGUGCCCUUGCUUGGACCAUUAAUUGCACCUUUUUUUACUUUUCUUGAGUGAGUGUGAGGAAUGAGGAUUUUUGGUUGUUUAACCCUUGAGAGCAUUUUAGGACAAGCCCUUAUGAGAUUCCAGGGAAAGGGUAACUGAUGAAUUGACUACUACUUAUAGCUGCCUCUUGUCAAGAGGUCUUUGUAUGUAGAAAGGUAGGUGAGGAGGUCAGAGUUACAUAGAAAUUGGAACUUGGAUUUUGUAUCACUUGCUAUUGACCAUGAUGGUUAAUGGAUGGGAUGAGAGAUGUGCAAAUUUUCUUGUAAUUAGUGCUACCAUGCUACUGGCUGUUGAUAGCAAAUAG